Patiria miniata (bat star) is the source of this 4292-nucleotide messenger RNA. RefSeq lists its product as uncharacterized. Gene Ontology annotation, molecular function: metal ion binding. Gene Ontology annotation, biological process: superoxide metabolic process. NCBI's taxonomy places the organism in Eukaryota, Metazoa, Echinodermata, Asteroidea, Valvatida, Asterinidae. The transcript is spliced from 9 exons. The coding region runs from base 419 to 3487 and encodes 1022 amino acids. The record is from RefSeq and is a predicted model, not a curated record.
GCACGAACCGUGGCCGACUGGGUCGUGACAAGCACACACCUGAUAUGAAUGGGAUAUUCACAUCACGUUCUUCUGAUUGUUGUGGACACAGAUAAGAAAAAUGACAACUAAUCCAGGUAAUAACGUGUAGGCAGGGGUGCUUGUUAUCCUGGCUCGCACAGUGUCCUGCAAGAACCCACGUUCAGUAGUUACUUCUCGCUACGGACAUUCAUUAACGCGGAAGUGAUCCUUCUUCGUCAGUCGAAUUAAUGCCAGCAGCGUGCUUGUAUCGCGUGUAAUAAUCCUCUGUGCAUAUUAUACGUCCAAAAGGGCACUCCAGUUGCAAUUCACGGGUAUUUAAGCAUCGCGCUUGAGUACGGGAUAGAGGUGACUUCCCCCUGGAUCGCAUAACGAGAAUUGUAAGCGGAUCAUUCACAAGAUGGAAUAUCUGGUCAAGAGCUGCAUCGUGUGGAUGGGUAUUGUGUUGGUAGCAGUCGCCGCCCAAGAUCCCACGUAUGUGGCCACUUUCAGCAUGGCAGGGGCGUCAGGGAACGCGACCUUCACGCGGGGCACGGGAUCAAACACGAUCAUCCGCCUGAGCAUGUCUCUACCGGCCGGAACCUACAACUGGACCGUACGGGAGAAACCGACCGUAUACGACCAGCGACCGGUGUGCAGUGAGGUUUUUACCGGGGGAGUCUUGGCCAAUGGCGGGGAUCUCACGACCGCUCACGGCAAGCUGACUGGUGGAACAUCCGUAACAGCAGAAUUUGAUAAUGACCAAUUGAAGCUAACUGGUACAGAUAGCAUUUCUAGUCGAUCCCUUGUCUUAGAGGAGACUACAUCGGGUACUCUCAUCUGUGCCAAUAUCCUCGACUAUGACGUCGAUGUAGUGACAGCGGUGGCGAAAUUUGUGUCACCAUUUGCCGGGACUGUGACGUUUCGACAGCGACAAGGCGAGCCAUCGGCACUGACAACUGUCCUGGUAGAUCUGUAUAGUGUGUUGGACCCACAAGUAGCAACGUACAGUUGGGGUAUCCACUCAAUCCAAGACUACAAUAAGGACAUGAACCUUCAGCAACGCUGUAGCAGCACCAUGUCGGCCAUUUUUAACCCCAUUGGAGACCUUUCAAGCAAGUUCGGUGAUGUGACAAUCAACCCAGCAUCUUCAAGUAGAACUCGGUAUUUCAUCGAUACCAACCUACCUUUAGACCAGAGCGCUAAUUCGGUACUCGGGAAAAACUUGGUGUUCAAAAACAGCGACGGGACUUUCAUUGCCUGUUCGCCUAUUCAAGAGUUGCUGCCCAAAGCCGUAAGUGCCGAGAUCAGCGUGUCGGGGGUGAAUGGGACCCUGGAAUUUAGGCAGCGGUCCCCGUACGACCCCACUCACAUCUCGGUCAAUCUCGCCAAGCUACGAGGAUUGGCAGCAGGUUACCACGUGCAUGUGCAGCCAGUGACCGGACGGAUUAACACGGACGAUCAGCCUGCGAGCAAUGCCAACGUUGGAGGGCACUAUAACCCCUUCGGCGUCAUCGCCGGGGAUUCCCCGGCUGCAGGAACGGGCACACAUGACCAAUACGAAGUGGGAGACAUCAGCGGGAAAUUUGGAAGCCUUUCGAGCCUGGAUGCCUUUUCAGGACAGUUCGUCGACUGGAAUAUGCAACUGUUUGGAAAGUACAGCAUAGUCGGACGCUCCAUCGUUAUCCACAAAGCAGAGGCAAAUGCACGGUGGGCCUAUGGGAACAUCGGUUACCCGACCGAUGUGGUAACAGUCAAAGCCGAUUUCAGCUCCGUCGUAGCGGGUAAGAUGGUUUUCAGGCAGGACCCAAACGAUCCGUAUUCAGACACGACUGUCUACGUGGAGGUCACACGCGCUGAUGGCUCAGAUCCCACAGUUAACCACAACUUCCACGUGCACGAAAAACCAAUCGGGAAUGAUUACCUUUCUUCAAGCAGUCGAUGCGCCAGCGCAGCAGGACACUUCAACCCGUUCGUAGACUUUAAAAACGGCUACGACCUGUGCGAUUUCACCAACCCCUACCGAUGCGAAGUGGGUGAUCUCUCACAAAAACUGGCAACCAUUGACAUCUCGAGUUCAAUCAGCAGCAGCAGCAGCAAAUACUUCUUCACUGAUCCCCUCCUCCCCCUGACUGGAUACUAUUCCGUAGCUGGUCGGUCUGUCGUCAUCCACAUGCCUGACAGAGCUGCCCCGAGACUAGCAUGCGCUGAUCUUUACGACGCCCCGUCCAUCUCGAUACAGACAGACGCCUGGGACGGCGGCCCGGCCAUCCGAGGUCCUAUAGCCAUCUCACAGGCCUCAGAGUUUGACCGAGCCAAAGUCAGCAUCGAGCUGUCCCAGCUUGACCAACUGGCCGGAGGAUGGCACAUCCACGUUCUACCAAUCGAUCCAGACAACGUCGACGCCCCGUGCAGCGCUGCGUCAGUUCAAGGCCACUACAAUCCAUUCGGGGCGGAUGGUGGUCAAGAUGCCCCUGCCACCGGCACCCACGACAUGUACGAGGUUGGAGAUUUGAGCGGGAAGUUUGGUUCCUUUGCUAGUCUCGACAGCAUCACGGCUGUUUACAUGGAUACCAACCUGGAUCUAACAGGACCGCGGAGUGUAGGCGGUAGAUCACUCGUUAUACAUAGGGACGACGCCGCAGGAUCCAGAAUGGUGUGUUCUGAUUUGGACCAGUCGGUGGCUGACGGUGAUUUUUCGAUUAUGGCCCAGGCUACAUUCCAGGGCGAUGCCGUGACAGGCACCAUCACUUUAAAACAAAUUCGAUUUGCGUCCGGUUACCAAGGGGAUACGAUCGUCCAGGUGGACUUAACUGCCAAUGACGAUAACAUUGAGUAUGUACUGGAGAUUCCCAAAACGACGUGUGACGAUGACGACAUCUUUAACCCGUACCAGAUUUCCGUUCCCACGGACCAGUGCUCCGUAAGUCGCAUGAGACUCUGUUCUGUCGGGGAUCUCAGAUCAAAACACGGUAUGGUGUACAGCAACCAGCGAGUCUUCAUGACCGAUAUUAACCUGCCUCUCUACGGAUUAAACUCGGUGAUUGGUCGUAAUCUAAGAAUCUCGACAUCGACAGCGGACGGAGGCAAGUCUUGCUCAACGAUCAUACCCGAUGGAGCUUCCGGGCGGAAAAUUAACCACGUGUACCCAGCAACCACGGCAUUUGAUGCGUAUGGUUUCCAGACGACUGUGGCCAACGCCAUUGCCAGCGGCAAUCGAUGGCAAGUUGUGCCGUCACAGGAGCCCGGUGAAUCAACGGAAUUCCCGGGCUGUAGCUCAGUCGAUUUUUGGGUCAUAGGUCCAAAUGUUGAGAACUUGGUGACGGCGUUUUCCGAGGCCGUCAAAGCAGGCAGCCUCGAUUCUUACAAUCCUACCGAUCAGUGUUCAGAAGGAUCGGGCGUCAGUCACGUGAUCCCUUCGGGAUUUAUGAUCCUUUUGUCAACCAUCUUGGGACUAUUCGUCAUCGUCCCUCUACAACGUGAUGUCUGAGCCACAACUUCCUGAUCAAUAAAAAGUCAGCUAUAUCUUGAAAUGUUAAGAAAAAAUUGUAAAAUGUAUAACCUUUCAUGUUUCAAUUUUUGAAAAGAAUUUGUUGCAAACUGACGCUACUUUAGCGGUUGUGUACAAAGUCUAUGGAGAGUCAAGAAAAUUCAGUUAUUGGUGAGUCAGUAUUUCCUAACAAAAUUGGAAAUGUUUCUCAGUCCCAGAUUCAUGUCUUAUCAUCAUUUUUGUAAAGACUGACCUUCAUUGAGAUGAUACAUGACAAAAAACAGCGUCAGGUUGCAACAUUCUUUCCCAAUUUUUCGUUUCCAUUUUUCCUUGAUUUUGUCCCCUAUAUCCUAUACAGCUGAAAAAUGUGGUCCUGUCUCGCAAAAACGGCCGGGUAUUGCAUUUGCACAAUGAACGAAAAUUAUUGUGUACAAUUGGGAAACGGGAAAAUCUACUUCUUUUGGAGACUGUAUUUUUAUGUUGUAUUCAAAAUUGUAUUUUAUAUCAAUAAUAUUGGGCAAAUGAAUUAAGGUGAUAACAUUAUUGAGUUUCACCAAGGUAAUUUUAUAUUGCUUAAAUACUGCGGUAUAGGGUGAGUCAAAAAAAGAGGAAACCCAAAUGGCAGGACAAUUUUCUUAAUCAAGUUCUGCAUGUAGCACUUUCAAAAUGUAGGAUAUGAAAGCCCAAUUAAUAAGCUUUCGUUUAGUACAAGAAUCAUUCAAAUCACUGUACUUUACAAGUUACAGAAUUUGGAACACACACAUGUGAUUUGUUUUCGUUUUGCUGAAAGAACACUUGCCUUUUU